UCUCGUUUAAGUUUUAUAUUUUUGAUAUGUUAAGCCGUUUGAUCAUGAUCAGAUGAUUAAAGGAAACCUGUGAUUGCAUAAAGUUCUCUUUUUAGACAUUUCUGUUCUUGGAUCAUUAACCAAUUUGUUAUUUGUUCUUUGUUCUUUUCAGAAAAAAAGACCCAUCACUCAACAACACAGACUAAUUUGGAAAAGAGAAUAUUCUUGAGAUCGAUCAUGCAGACAGCAUCAUCGGGGGGAAAUUUGGUGCCCCUCAAUGAAAUACAGUUGGAGGAAUUCCACAGGAGACAAAGUAUAUCAGCUGGAAAUGAGAUGCUCAUGAGACCUGAUCAGGUAUGCAAACUUCAACAGGUGUUCAAGCGCUUUGAUAAAAAUGAUGAUGGGAAAGUAUUGCCGGUUGAAUUGCAACAAUGCAUGGAGGCUUUGGGUGUGACGAUUUCACCACAGGAUGCAGAGUUUGCAGUCGCAAAUCUAGACAGGGAAGGUGAUGGGCUGCUGGAUUUUGAUGAUUUUUUAUUGCUUGUGGAAGCUGGAAGGAACAAGGAAGAUAAUUCAUCCGCGAAUCGGCCUUUACAUAGUUCAUGGAUAAGCUUAAUAAUUAAUAAGCUUAAGCGUUUUGGGGAUAAGACUAAGGUACGUCAAGGUACCAAUGCACUACUUCCUUUAUCCUCAAACGAUUUGGUUAACACGACACUCAAACAAAAUGAUUUUACUUGGACGGCUUUUAAGGGUUUUCUACGUGGGAGUGUGCAUAAUCUUUCUCCAAAACAACAUGGGUUCUUACUAUUGUUGUUCGGCGGCAUCCUAAGUUACCUCACAAGAAACUCUACCUCUCCAUUUGAAUCCUUCAAAGUUGGAAAAACCAGAACCACAUCAGAGUCACUAUUAAGCUUAGAGGAAGCAUUUUAUGCUUUCCCACUAGAACUGGCACAUAUAUCUGGGUUCAUGAUAUGCUAUGUCGUAAUGUGGUUGCUUGUUUUGCCGCUACAACCUGGAAUACUGAUAUUUUUGGGGCUACUAUUGAUUUUUUCACCAAUUUUUUAUUUUGGUCAGCUGGCGAGAAUGGUUUCAAUUUCAGGGGUUCAUGUGGAUUGUGGUGGCUUCUUCAAGUUGCCUCUGUUUUGGUUUACAACUCUAGGUGCUGUUGGGCUUUCUCUUGCUUUUGGGUUAGUGAUGUUGCUAGUUGUUUACUUGAGCUGGAGGUUCAUACAUAAAGGGAAACCAAAAAUUAUAGAAGUUAGAUUAGAUGAUUUGUCAUCUUUCACUUUGGAUGAAUGAUUGACCUUAUAGAGUUGAGUGUUUGGUGAUUUCAAUAGUUUUUCCUUUCUAUUUUUGGAACUUUGAUUUAGAAUAAGGAACAAUGGAACAUGUGAAUGAUGAUUGAACGUGUGUAAGUUAUUUUAUUUUAUUUUAUUUUAAGAAAUUAGUAGAAUAUUCA
Molecule: messenger RNA, 1438 nt
Organism: Vicia villosa (hairy vetch)
Lineage: Eukaryota; Viridiplantae; Streptophyta; Magnoliopsida; Fabales; Fabaceae
Exons: 6
Coding region: 217-1278 (353 amino acids)
Molecular function (GO): calcium ion binding
Source: RefSeq, a predicted model, not a curated record